Messenger RNA from Gloeophyllum trabeum ATCC 11539, 3293 nucleotides. RefSeq lists its product as uncharacterized. Lineage: Eukaryota; Fungi; Basidiomycota; Agaricomycetes; Gloeophyllales; Gloeophyllaceae. The transcript is spliced from 4 exons. Bases 227 to 2923 code for a protein of 898 amino acids. The record is from RefSeq and is a predicted model, not a curated record.
GACACCAGCACCUGCAGCCCGGUUCUGAGGGUUCGGGUUGAGUCGCGAUAAGCGGACAUUCUAGCACGAGUGAAGCGGUUCUCCCGCGUUCCAUCACAAGGAACUCACUGCCGCAAGCAGCGGCUGACCCCAUGCUCGCUCUCGCGUCCUGCUCUGCCAUAUAAUCCUCUCUUUCCCUUAUUUUAUUCCCUUUCUUCUUCACCAGCCUAGGUGUUCGUUUUCCACCAUGGCGGCGCGCGUCGCCACGCACACGUUCCUCCUGGGCGUCCUGUUCGCCUGGCUUUCCACGAUCGCCCUCGUCUCCGCGCAGUCCUCCAACUCGUCCGCUUCCACGACGCCCACUCCUACCGGAAACAUUACCCUUAGUUAUGUUACGACCUCUAUCACGACGACGUACACGACGCACUCGGGCAACCAGAAUAUCCCCAUCACCACCGCCGUACCCAUUACCCUCGCUAUCAACGUCACUGUUACUCCUACGUCCUCUGCUGCUGCAAAUGCUACGACCUCGGCGACAGCUACGUCUGAUCCUUCACAGUUGGCGACCGUAAUCGACCCGGCAUUCGGUAUUCUGGGCGGUAUCCUCAUCUUAACGGGUAUUCCCACUGCAUUCCUGGGGCAUAGGAACCGCUGGACGUCAUUCUUUUUGAUCGGCUUCUACACACUUGCCUUGGUGUGCUUUGUCCUUAUCACACGGUUUGGAGUGCUAGCGGCCAUACAUCCCCCUUCCAAGACCGUGCGGGGAAUGUUCCUUCUCGCGUCGAUUGUCGCAGGCGUAGCAGGUGGUGCUGUCACGAUAUUUUUCUGGAAGGCUACCAGGUACUUCAUUGGCGCCUGGGGAGGCUUUGCCUUCGCUCUCUGGGUCCAGUGUUUCAGGAAUGGUGGUCUCAUCGGCCCAAUAGGGUAUCGCUGGAUCAUGUACAUUGCUGCCGGUGUCAUAGGAUUUGUGUUGUGCACUAUUCCCAAGUUACACUAUCACAUAUUACUCAUAUCCACGGCAUUUGUCGGUUCGACUUCAUUCAUGCUCGGCAUUGACUGCUUCACCACCGCAAAUCUCAAAGAGUUUUAUAUGUGGAACCUUGGGUUCGACAGCCUCUUCCCGAGAUUUGUGGCCGAUCAUAUUGCAUUCCCGGUCACUCAAGUCAUGCAAAUAGAGCUUGGUCUCAUGGGCGCUGUAGCUCUGAUGGGUAUCGCAGUGCAGUUCCGCAUGAUUAAGAUUCUCAAGCGGAAGCUCAAAGAGAUCCAAGAAGAGCAGAAACGACGGGACGAAGAGGAGGAGAUGAGAGCGGCGGAGCGCUUUGCCGAGAUCGACAAGGAACGCGGGGAAUGGGAGCGUGAACAUCCCACACUCACAAAGCAUGGCAGGCAUGACAGUAAUUUCUCCGGAAUGCCCUUGAUGAAGGAUGUGGAUAUUCCCGCCACGCCGAGUUCCGCAGAGCUACGUGGUUCGACCUUUACUCUGGUGAAUGGCACCAGGCAGAGGUAUCAUUCCGGUGUUUCUGAUUUCUUCGCGGCUCCCCCUUCGGAGGAUGAGCUGAAGAGAGCAGCCGGCCGCCAAAGCCCUGGUGUUCUCCCCACCCUUGAUCUCGGUGCGGAUAUCGAGGAAGAAGUUCCCAAGAGUUUUAUAGCCGAGGAUGGACCUUCUACCUCCAAGCUGAAGGAUAGCGAGAUCGAAGAACUGAAACGCAAGGAAGAGUUGCUUUCGGAAAUUCAGACUAUUCGGCGAUCGAUCGACGCGCUCAAAAGUGGAACUCCGGCUCCUUCGUCCUCCUCCGAGUCACGUUCUCGCCAUCCUUCCUUCUCUGCGGGAUUAAAUAUGGGUUCGUCUAUCCUUGCUGAUGCGACCCACCUUCGGCCUCCUCGCCAGCCAGAUCCUCGCUCGAGAGUCCAGUCUAUGGAAUUGUCCAGCCUCUUCCGUUCUUCGCCGCAACCAGCGGAAGCUAUCGGUCGCCCCAUCAGUGCUCCUCUUCGGGAAGACGACUGGGAUUCCUAUGUUCGAGAUAGGAAGCUCUUGCAGCCGCCUUCCGGUGUUACACCUCCUAUCGCCACGACACCUAUUAGCCCGACGCCUAGAAUCGCGGUACCGCCCGCCGUCGCUGAGGCGCUUGCGCGUCGUCAACGAGUCGAGAGCAUGAUUGAGAUGGGGGAAAUGGGCGUUCCGCCCUCAUCUAGCGGGGGUUCCCACCCUUCCGCAGGCCGGUCUUCACCUGCCAGGGCUGAUUACUUCGGAGAGCUACGCCAACCUACACCACCUAUGACUAAGGCGCAUCAUAAGAAGGCCAGCUCAGGCGUUCCUCCACCUAUCUCUCCGCCGGCAGCCGCUGUCACAAUCUUGCCUCCGAGGAAGUCUCCACCGGUCGUGGCUCCUGAACCUCAGCGGCCCAGCGCUCCUCGCGUUAUCACCUUUGAGGAACUUACCGAGAGGCACCGAGAGAAGCUCAGGGACCUGCAGGCACCUCUCACGGAAGCUGCGAAGCAGGAGGCAGAGCUCGCGGAAGCGAAGGCGAAGUGGGAGAGGGCAAAGGCCAUCGAGAAGGAGGCCGUUGCGAGACGCCAGGCGGAAAAGGCCAAGGAGUUGGCUGAGAAAGAGCACCGUCGACGUCGUUCUGAAGAUAAAUCCCCCGAGGGUCCCAAGAAGCACGACCGUUCUAGGAGUCUCAGUGGAGACCGACUCGCUCAACUCGCUGUGACUCCCCCUUCGUCCAAGCGACUGUCGACAAUGAAGGUCGAGGACUGGCAGAAAUACCAACAGGAAGCUGACAAGGGUCGUCCUGCGCCAGGAGGAUCAAGACGCGACUCGAGAGCUUUCAGGUCGGAGGGUGAUGGGGUGCCUUUCCCUGGCACUGUCCCUCGGUCACGCGAUCCCGGACAUCCAGGACAAGAUAGGAGGAGGUCCAACGUCCCUCGGACUCCUCCAAACUGAGACGCUCAUAGCAGCUGACCACCUGCAGUGCGUAUAAUCGGCCUAAUGUGUACCAUCAGGGCGCCGCAUCGAUGCGCCUCGUUCAUGUGCAAUUUGUUUCGCAUCGUUGCCAUCAUCAGACACACAUGGAGUAAUUCAUAGCUUUUGUUCUUGUCACGGACUACACUUUGGACGUUGGACUUAUAGAAUAGCAUCAUGUAAUCUUCAAUCCGCCCCUCCUCCAUCACCUCCGUUCCUUCCUCCGUCUUUUCUUUCUUCUCAUUUUGUGCUCGUAGACACAAAGAACACGCGCAUCAGUUACGAUCACGGCGACGUGCUCUGCGACUGUCGGUUUCAUGAGUAUGCCAAUGCGAGUUGUUGCUGCGACUGC